Protopolystoma xenopodis is the source of this 525-nucleotide messenger RNA. The record is from the annotation of a GenBank genome assembly. Lineage: Eukaryota; Metazoa; Platyhelminthes; Monogenea; Polystomatidea; Polystomatidae.
CUGCUCACCUGCUUGUCGACGCAGAAACUCGGUCUAUUUCAUAACUUAACCGAUCCAGGAAUGCGUUGUUUGGUACAUCGAUGCAGAGACCUUGCUCGUUCUCACUCACCACCCGAGCUUGUUGCUGAAUCCCCAGCUGGAACUAUCGGGUCUUCAGCUCCAUCGGCUAUCGCUGCCGUCACUGUCGUCCCUUCCACCGCUUCGGCCCCUACUGGAUCAAUAGCCCAGCCGCCCUCCGCCUUCAGCCAAUCUUCUGGUCAGGUCUCAUCGGCAGUGUCAGCCUUGCUGACUUCAUCAGCGGCCGGACCUAAUCUUUCCCUCUUUGAAGUAGCAACAGCCUUAGCAAAGCGUAGGUCGGCUGUGGCAGCAGCAGCCGCUGCCUCAAAAUCUUCACUUGGGAACACCUUAGAUCCUGAGGUUGAGAAUAGAUUGGUUGCUAACUUUCUUCGUCUGUUUCAGGUAGAAUGCAAUUAUUCGAUUUCUUUCCUAAAGCCAUAUAUUGAACUUUUAAUAAUCUUCUCUUAA